Messenger RNA from Colletotrichum phormii, 2286 nucleotides. RefSeq lists its product as uncharacterized. The record is from RefSeq and is a predicted model, not a curated record. Gene Ontology annotation, biological process: transmembrane transport. The coding region runs from base 1 to 2286 and encodes 761 amino acids. Gene Ontology annotation, cellular component: membrane. The transcript has 3 exons. Lineage: Eukaryota; Fungi; Ascomycota; Sordariomycetes; Glomerellales; Glomerellaceae.
AUGCUCGCACGCCUUGGUCUGGUAGGGCUUGUGGCCAACUGUGCCUCAGGGGCCUAUGUGCAAUGGCAGGGCUGCGACGGCCCUUCAAGCAAGACAGAUGUCUUCGUUCCCCAGAGUCUGAGCACCACUUUGGUGCCGUCAGACGAUGGUCGUCAGAACCAGUUGGCCCUACGGGUCGGGAGAUGGAUGGAGGAAGCGGAAUGCCAGGAAUUGGCGCGAAGGAUGCCCUCGGCAACACUGGAAUUCGAAAUGCUGGGCCGGUCUGCUGUGUUUCAUACCACGACCAAGAUAACAUGUCAGAAGCUCAACUUCUCCAAGAAUUGGCGCUCGCCACUGAUCAACCCUGUCAGCCUAUAUCUAUCUAUCUCGGAAGAUAUCGGCCAUCUGCCACCAUUGUCGACGUUCCACACAACUUUGCACCUCGAGGGAAACGACUCGGAGAUCAGCUGUCGAGAAGCAAACAUCACUCCAGCAUUAAGUUCAACCAUCACCUCGAUCGUCACGUACUCGACAUGGUCCAUCUUUCUCUCUGUGCUCUUUGUCGGCAUUCUACGCUCUGCCUACAGCACACCGAUUACGCUAGACGAUGUGGAUGACGAAGAACGACGCUCGAUCCGGACGGUCCUGCCGAACGUAGGGGAUUGUCUCCAGUACCUUCAGUUCAUCUUCUUGACCGGCGGGCUCACUUUGCGGUAUCCCGGAUUCUACCAGCCGGUAGUCAGCCAUCUCAACUUGUUUUCGCUUUUUAUGAACGGCCCUAUCACCCACGGAGUGAUGUAUGAUAGGGUCGAGGACGGCAUCUACGUAUUGAAUGGCACAUACGGCGGUACGUACGGCCUGGAACUCAUGACCCAGAUCGCCGGCGCACCAAUGACAAUGGACACUUGGCUGAAUAUGGUGGUCAUCAUGUUCAUCAUUGCCGGUGGUGUCGCUUUGAUCCUGGAGGUCGUCUGGUUCGUGAAGCGAAGCCGCGACUCCGAUAGUGAGUCUUCACGUUCGGUCGGCGGUAUCAGACACACGUGCAGUCGUGUAUUGCGUGGUAUCUUGUCAUAUUUCAUGUUUCCGCUUGCUGCCUUGUCUUUUUAUCAGCUCGAUAAUGCCUCAAUCCUGCCCGCAUAUCAUAUAUCAAUGGCUGUCGCACUCAUUCUUGGCAUGAUGGUCGCUUUCAUCUGGCUUAUCCGAAAGAUUCCUAUUCGCAGCCUAGGCGUUUUCGUUUUCGAUAGCACUAAGCGUUAUCGCCAGCUCCAUGUCGCGGAUGAUGCCCGCCGCCAGGACGGAACCUUCAUUUUCGUCUUCAUUGCCGGUUUCCAAGCAUACUCGACAUUCUUCAUCGGCAGCAUUGCGGCCACCAUUCGGCUUUGCAGCUUGAUUUUCCUAGUUGUAUUCUUGCCCGGACUCGCGACAACGAACGGUGUCAAGAGUGCCGCCGGGUACCUUCUUCUAGCUGUUCACGGCGGUAUGCUUUUACUUGGCUUCUUUGUUCCUGCUCUCUGUGAGCUUUCGAAACUUGUCAAGGGCUGGUGGACAGCACCGCAACCUGAGAUCUAUGGUCUUCGCCAGCUUCGUCGACGUGAGGUGUCAAGAACCAACCUUGCAUCGAUGUACACUGCUAGCUCACCAGACACAUCGUACCCAGAGCCGAGCGCCGUCGAAUCACCCAACGCCGGCUAUCUUCGGCCGACGUAUCGGUCGGACAGUCCCAGCACUAUCCGCCUGGACUCUUCGACUACCUCUAGUCGAUACUUCCGGCCGCCGCGGUCCAGCGCGUCCAUCUCGUCGGUUGAGAACCCGCGCAGUCUCGGCUCCUCCUUGUACACUUCUUCUACGCCUUCCAGAACGACAUCGACAUCAACCACGUUGGUAGACAAGCGUUCUGUCCAGCGAUCCGAGUCAAUCCUGUCUCCCAGCCGGCUAUCCGAGUCGACCGAGGAAGAGUCUACUUCGACAUCCCAAAGGUCUUCUACCAGGCCCAGUGAUGGACCCCUCGGGCCACGGUGGAACGACUAUUCCUUCCGUGAAGCAGAUCUCUACUACAACGUACCUCGCCCGCCGCCAGUAGAAAGAGCAUCAGAAGAACUGCCCAGGCCACCAGCUCCGCGACCCUCCCUCCGGUCUUCAUCCGGACUAUGGGCGAGAGUCACUGGUCAAUCCGGGACGAGUGAGCAGGGGUUCCAGGUCGUCCGACCUCGACCGGCCUCGGAGCAAGGCUUCGUGGUUGUUCGACCCAACAGGCCGAGUAAUCUCGGUAACGGUGCUCCUGGAGGUGCGUCCAGGGCGCCACAGUGA